CUAGACAGCGAAGCACCGGAACAUUUUUUGGAUCGAAGCUUCCCAAUAACUCCAACUGAUGAGACCACCGUCUCUACCUGACGCCGUCUUUUCCCAAAUCCUAAAUUGAAUUGAACCAGUCAUUCUUCUCAUUCCUCUUCUCCACCGCUCCAAUUCAAUUCGAAACCCUAGAAAAAAAACUGUUUUGAUCUCCUCGAUCAAACCAGCCAUGCCCACUCUCACCGUCAAGAUCUACAGCUUGUAUUACAAGCUCUGCCUCAAGCAACUACUUCACAAAUUAUCAUCUUCUCAACUCGAAGGCUCCGGAUCCGGAUCCAAUUCCGACCCAUUUGGAAUCAUCUCCAGACCCGGAGACCCCAUUGUUCAGGCUAACCCUUCUUUCCAAAACGGCGUCGCUAGUAAAGACAUCCAUGUCGAUCCCUUAUCUUCUCUUUCUAUUCGAAUCUUCCUCCCCGAUUCCGUCUUAGGGGUUUCUGAUUCUUCAGAUAAGAGUCGCAGCAGCAGCUGUGAUGAUGGUGUUGCUUACGGUGGUUAUUCUCCUCCUCAGUCGUUGUCUCGGUGCCGGAAACUCCCGGUGAUGUUGCAAUUUCACGGUGGGGGGUUCGUCAGUGGGAGCAACGCGUCGCCGGAGAAUGACACCUUUUGUCGGCGGAUGGCUAAGCUUUGUGAUGUGAUUGUUGUGGCCGUGGGUUAUAGGCUAGCGCCGGAGAGUCGGUUUCCUGCGGCCUUUGAGGAUGGGAUUAAGGUUUUGAAUUGGCUUGGGAAGCAGGCGAACUUGGCUUCUCUUCGUAAUGUGAGACACGUCCGUGCUAAUCGUCGAAUUUUUGAUAGCUUUGGGGAGGCCAUGGCGGAGCCUUGGUUGGCUGCUCACGGUGAUCCAUCGAGAUGUGUACUACUUGGGGUGAGUUCUGGUGCGAACAUAGCAGACUACGUAGCUCGAAAAGCCGUCAUGACUGGGAAGCUUUUGGAUCCCAUUAAGGUUGUAGCACAAGUCCUAAUGUACCCUUUCUUCACUGGAAAUGUUCCCACAAUGUCCGAAAUCAAAUUUUCAAAUUCUUAUUUGUACGACAAGGCUAUGUGCUCUAUGGCCUGGAAGCUGUUUUUACCCAAGAAAGAGUUCAACCUUGACCACCCUGCAGCCAACCCCCUAGUUUCCAGGAGAGAGUUGAAUCUGAAACACAUGACCCCAACGCUCACAGUGGUCGCCGAGCACGACUUGAUGCGUGAUCGCGCCACUGCUUACUCAGAGGAACUGCGGAGAGCUAACGUGGAUGCACCAGUACUUGAGUACAAGGACGCUGUGCAUGAUUUUGCCACUCUUGAAGUGCUCCUCCACACACCUCAGGCCAUGGCUUGUGCUGAUGAUAUUGCUAUUUGGAUCAAAAAGUAUAUCUCACUUAGAGGCCAUGAGUUUUCUUAUUGAUUUUUCUUCUUCUUAUUAUUAUUAUUAUUUUAUUGGAAACGAGAGAAAUUCACAGGAUUGAAGAAGCAUGUUUGCGGAGAUUCAGCAUUAGGAAAGGACAUUUUUGUGAAUAUAGCAUGUUCCUUCAAUUUGGUGAGGUUUUUAUUAGGGAGUUUUUUUUUUUUUGACAUUCUAUCGUGUAUAGCUUGGGGUUCUUGUCUAUGAAUAGGACCCUUUGUAAAUCAACAUCCAGCCUAUAUAUUCUUUCAUUUUCUUCCUUUUAUGAGAUAUUAUAAUCAUAUAUACAAAUUAACAUUAAUUUCGGCUCA
Cannabis sativa is the source of this 1731-nucleotide messenger RNA. RefSeq names its product probable carboxylesterase 11. Bases 209 to 1423 code for a protein of 404 amino acids. The record is from RefSeq and is a predicted model, not a curated record. Gene Ontology annotation, molecular function: hydrolase activity. The transcript has 2 exons. NCBI's taxonomy places the organism in Eukaryota, Viridiplantae, Streptophyta, Magnoliopsida, Rosales, Cannabaceae.